Molecule: messenger RNA, 2181 nt
Organism: Eublepharis macularius
Lineage: Eukaryota; Metazoa; Chordata; Lepidosauria; Squamata; Eublepharidae
Product: epoxide hydrolase 3-like
Exons: 8
Coding region: 300-1403 (367 amino acids)
Molecular function (GO): hydrolase activity
Source: RefSeq, a predicted model, not a curated record
CGGAAGCUGCGUGAGUCGGCGAGGGCGGCUGUGCCCGGCUCAAACGUGGCCGUGGCUGCGUCACCAGCCCUCGCCUGGCUGUCCCGGCUCUGACUAGAGGGCGCUCGAAGACAGCCAGGCAAGCUGAGCAGACAUUCCGGAGGACCUUCUGCUUGCCGGUCUUCCUCCCAGUACGAAGCCAGCUGAAGUGUGGCUGCUGGGCGGAGCUGCGGAGCUUUAAAGGGGAGGGAGGUCCUGCAGAAAUGAAUUGGAUGGACUCAAACCUGUAGGAGCGAUCGAGUCUUGGACACUGUGAGAGGAUGGUGCAACUCUAUCGCUUUUUGUUGAUCCCCACUCGCCUAACACUUAAAGUCUCCACGGUCUUGUACCGGCUGGGUGUGUUUGGUAUUGCUUGCCUCACUGCAGUCUUCUACUCUUUGAGGGUAUUAUAUUUGGUACUGACGAAGGGGACUAGCCUGAUCUUUAAGAGGAAGCGUGAUGUGCCACCAAGCUGCUUAACUGACACAUCCUGCGGGGAGCACCGAUAUUUGAUACUUGGGAACUCAGGGCUGAGGUUCCACUAUGUGGUAGCUGGCCAGGAAGGGGCACAAUUGAUGCUUUUCUUGCAUGGAUUUCCCCAGAAUUGGUUUGCCUGGCGCCAUCAACUGAAGGAAUUUAGGCAGGCGUUUAAGGUGGUGGCAAUCGAUUUGCGAGGCUAUGGCUUCUCUGAUUCACCAGUUGGCUGUGAGCACUAUCAAAGGGAACCUUUAUUGGAGGAUAUACGAGGGAUCAUCGAGACACUAGGCUCUAAUGAGAAGAAUGUAUUCACUAAGUGCAUCCUGGUAGGACAUGACUGGGGCGCAACCAUUGCUUGGGAGUUUGCUGCCAAUUACCCCAACAUGCUGGAGAAGUUAAUUAUCCUGAAUGGUGUUCAGUCAUAUGUCUUCUUAGAAUAUAUUACACAACACCCCAGGCAGAUACUGCAGUCCAGCUACAUGUUCCUGUUUCAACUUCCCAAAGUGGCAGAGUUUCUGUGGUCCUGUGAUGAUUUUCAUAUACUAAGGAAGAGUAUGACUAGCAAGAAGAGAGGAAUUCAGAAUCCAGCACACCAGCUGACAGAGGAGGAGUUGGAUGCCUAUCUCUAUGGACUCUCCGGUCCUGGAGGUUUAACUCCGCCCAUUAAUUACUACAGGAACAGGCACAGUUGGGUUCCUGCAAAGCGCAAGGAUAUACUGGUGCCCACCUUGCUGAUCUGGGGAGAGAAAGAUGCAUACUUGGAAAAAGGACUUAUCCCAUCUAUACAGCAGUAUGUACGGAAGAGCAUCAAGGUGCAUUGCAUCCCUGAAGCUGGCCACUGGGUUAGCGAGGAUCAACCUGAAAAAGUCAAUCAGCUGAUAUGGGAUUUUCUUCGGGAGAGAGAAUGAGGAUGAAUUAACUGCUCUGUAUACAGAAGUAUCCCAACUUCUCUGCUCAUUUCUGCACCAUAUUGGAGCCCGAAUCCCACGGAACUAAAUGACUUUGCCAUCGGACACUUGUUCUUUAAGGAGGAUUGCUUCAGGAUUUCUGGUAUGGGGCUUCCUGACAAGAGAACCACAAAGAUGCUGUGCUCCACAACAAGUGGUCUAGCUCUGUAGUGUCAUGUUGUAAUACUUGAGGAAGAGCAAUAUCUUUCGUAUUUCUCUUGUUCUCUGUACCUUGACACUGCUGAGUCUUCAGCUAAUCUCUGUGUUCUCUGUUCUAGCCUUGGGGUUUUUUUUUUGCAUUGACACUGAAUUGCCUUGGCUGUAAGGGGGAGAGGAUUAGUCUUGGAUUGUGUGAAAAUCAGUGGUUCUUCAACAUGAAUUCAAGCUAUGCUCUGCCAUUGUACAUCUUAUACUAACCUGAGCAAGUUGAACUAUCAACAAAUCAAGAGGAAGUUGCCUGUUAACAUGUAAAAUUGUUUGGAUGCAUGAGCGUCCUGGUAACACCUACUAGCACAAUAGGUGUUAACACAGAUGUGAACAUCCUGGCAACACCUACUAGCGCAGGAAAAUAAUUGGUUGGGAUGAAAAGAUUAAAAUUAAUUUAUUCCUGUGAUCAAAGCGGAGUUGAAUAAUUGCUUUAAGAGUGUAUAGCAUGCCCUGUGUGUAUAAAUAAAGGGACUGCUCAGUGUAAAAGGGAGUGCCUGUGUACCACUUGCAAGGAAAACUUGUCAAUGUGUUA